Molecule: messenger RNA, 954 nt
Organism: Solanum stenotomum
Lineage: Eukaryota; Viridiplantae; Streptophyta; Magnoliopsida; Solanales; Solanaceae
Product: E3 ubiquitin-protein ligase RMA1H1-like
Exons: 2
Coding region: 1-702 (233 amino acids)
Biological process (GO): ubiquitin-dependent protein catabolic process
Cellular component (GO): endoplasmic reticulum
Molecular function (GO): metal ion binding; ubiquitin protein ligase activity; ubiquitin-like protein conjugating enzyme binding
Source: RefSeq, a predicted model, not a curated record
AUGGCCUUAGAGCAGCUUUUCCAAGACCAAAUAGCAGAAACUACCUUUGAUGAACGUGAUAUUCCUAUGGAUAAAUUGAAGACAAUUGAUCUUGAUAAACUUGAAGAAAAUUCACCUGGAGGUUUCGAGUGCAACAUUUGCCUGGAUCUUGUACAUGAUCCUGUUGUUACAUUAUGUGGUCACCUCUAUUGUUGGCCUUGCAUCUACAAAUGGAUACAUUUUAAGACCAUUUCAUCAGAGAACAUCGAUAAUCAACAGCCAAAAUGCCCUGUUUGCAAAGCUGAAGUCUCACAAAAAACAUUGAUUCCACUCUAUGGUCACGGUCAGGCUACAAAAACAUCAGGCAAUGCCCUGAAUCUUGGUAUAGUCAUACCACAAAGACCUCCUAGUCCGAGAUGUAGGAGUCACGGGCUNNUGGAGGUUUCGAGAACUACUGAUUCAAUUCCAUCACAACAACUUCACCAUCGAAAUCAUUCACUACAGUCUCCAACAUAUCAACCUUAUAUGACCGAACCUAUGCUAAGCCCCGGUGGCAUGUCAAUAGGGGAAAUUGUUUAUGCGCGAAUGUUUAGGAACUCAUCAACUACUAAUUUGUAUACAUAUCCAAGUUCAACUCAUCAACUAUCACACGCGGAUCGAUCACUUAGCAGAGUCUGUUUUUUCCUAUGUUGUUGUUUAGUGACAUGUCUUCUAUUGUUCUAACCACUUGACUAUACUGAUAACAACAAGUAAUGUAAAUGCUUAAAGUAAGAACACAGAUGUUAACAUGGAAACCUCUUUGCUCAAGGGAGGAAAAAAUCAUGACCUGUAGUUUUCUCAAAACUCCAAUAACUUCAAACAACUAGUGAUUACAGACUGCGAUACUCACAAGGAUUAAUCUUACACACCUUGUAACACCUCUAUUAAUGGAGAAGCGGAAGACAAAGAAGAUAAGCGGAAAGCUAAGUUAGACAA